This is a messenger RNA of Ochlerotatus camptorhynchus, 4150 nucleotides long. It is a transcript of the gene Rassf, whose product is annotated as Ras association family member. The transcript is spliced from 7 exons. The record is from RefSeq and is a predicted model, not a curated record. Gene Ontology annotation, biological process: signal transduction. NCBI's taxonomy places the organism in Eukaryota, Metazoa, Arthropoda, Insecta, Diptera, Culicidae. Bases 439 to 2751 code for a protein of 770 amino acids.
UUCAUUCAUCGCAGAAGUUUCUCGCGAGUGCUUCCAUUUUUCCUCGGUUGUUUUCCGUACAAUUUUUGAUUUUCCACUGUUUUUCCUGCCCUUUACCGGUUCUGCGGUGCAGCUGGUGUACAAUUGUGGCCAUCCGGCAUCCAGUGGCCUCUCCGGCUAUGACAUUCUGCACCAUCAGGAGUAGCAGAAGCAGUAUCACCAGUAUCAGCUCUCGUUCGGGCGGUCCGUCUCGACGGACAAGUUUAUUUUCCUUUAUUUUUUGCCUGCUGUGUGCGGUUGGUGCCUUUUUGUUAUUGUGAGUUUUUCGAAUUCUUUGCACAAUCCAAUCCGGAGGAGGAGGAGGAGUAGAAAAAGUGACAAGGAGGAUUGACCUUUCGGGUUGCAGGAAAAUAGCUUUGAGUUGUGCAAUUUAGCUGUGAAAACUGCCGGACGGAAGCAAUGUGGAAGUGCCACAAGUGUGGAAAACCAGUGUUUUUCGCUGAGCGAAAGCAAUCUCUCGGUUACGAUUGGCACCCGGAGUGCCUCAGGUGCGAAGAAUGCGGCAAGCGACUCAAUCCGGGACAACAUGCCGAACACAAAGGCGUCCCCUAUUGUCACGUGCCUUGCUACGGAGCUCUGUUCGGGCCACAGCUGUUCGGCCAUGGAACCCGCGUGGAGUCGCACAAAAGCUUCGGCCAGCCGGAGCUGAAGAAACAGGCCAUCGCUCGCUCGCCGGCGGGUCCCGUGGUGCCACGGGCUCAUCUCGAAUCCAAACUGAAGCAGUUCAAUCAGUUCAAUAACAACAAAAGUCAGGAAAUCCGCAGCAGGGAAGUCAACGGCCGGUUGCUCCUGGAGGGAGCGCUCAGGAUCUACUGGGGAGUGCAGGGGAUUAUACAUUUGAAGGAAGACGACGACCAGCGGACGGUGGUCACGGUUAGGAAACGCAAUUCCUAUCGACUGAGCAAUCCGAGCUCGAUGGUUUCGGCCGUGCAGGACAUGGUGGUGGAGGACAAGGAGAAUCUCAACCCGGAUCGGAGCGAUCCGAUGAGUUCGAGUUUAACGGAAGGCCCGGACAAUAACGAUACAACUACGAUCUCCGAGAGCAUAUCGUAUGACACGUUGAGCAUAUCGUCGGAUUUGAAUUCGAUCGGCUCGUCCAAGCCGAAUUCCGGGGAAAAUUCCAAGGAAGUGUCCCCGAUUCAUUCGAAUGUUGCCAAUGGAGGGACAAAGUACGUCACACUGCCACCGAAGUUGGAUGUCAAACAGUUGGAAUGGGACGAAAUCGACGAUUUGCUGCAGGUCGAGCGGAAAGUGGACGAAUCGGAACGAAUCUACAGGACGAUGCCAUCGCCGCUUCCGUCCCAGUUGGAAGAUCGGAGUGAAAUUUCGGAGAGCGCCACGGAUACGGAUUACAAGACCCUCACCCCUCAGACGGUUACCAAUUCGUCGUCUUCGACGGACAGCAAUAAGACCACCACGGCCACCACGUCGAAUGGGGAGGAGGAAUUUCGGACGCCGGAAGGUACGCUGAAGUCGCAUGACUUUGAAGCGUUCAAAAUGCAAAUGAGUCAGGAGUUUAUCAACGGGGCAGCAGAUAUGGGUAAUACGGAUGGAACGCUCAAGUUGAACCAACCGAUCGAUCCGGCGAGGAUCAACGAUUCGCUGAAGCUGUACAACGAAUCGGUGAUGAACCGCAGCCUGUCGGAUGAACAGUGCCGGAAUGUGUUUUCGCUGCCGCAAGGGAAUAUUACAGAUUCAUUCCACGUGGAAAAUGACGGCACGCUUAAACAUCCGGACAAUCUGAGCCCGGCGAAAAAAAUCUCCUCCCCUAUGAAAUCCCACGCCAUGAACGGUGGAAGCAAUGAGCGCACAAAAAUCGCCUACCAACGGCAUCAAUCGGACUCCACUUCGGUGACGUCACCCGGCACCGAUACGGACACUUGGACGGGCGACCGCGGUCUUCUGCGGUCCAAAAGCCAUGGGAACAACUACUCCGGCAACAGUUUCAUGGACAGCGAUGAUGAAGGAACGGAAACCCUUAGACCCUCGGACCGUCCUCAGACCUCGAUUACCAUCAAGAUGGAUUGCUACGACGAGCUGGAUCAGAACAAGUCCAUCAAUGGUGAGGAGGUGAUAAGCCCGACGGAUGAGAGCAUAACGACGGCCAGUUUCACGACCUCAACGACGACGACCGUCACCACGGACGACGAAGGAGUUGUGCUGAGGAAACCUCCGAAAACGGGUUCGACGGCUAUUAAGAGGCGCUCCGGCAAUCGACGCUCCCGGACGAAGCUGAAGCGACGGUGCUCGAUCAAUGGGCAUUUCUAUAAUCGAGAAACGUCGUUCUUCACGCCGCCUCGUGGAUCGCAGAUGAAUGUGUGGGUGACGUCACUGGUUAAUACACAGGAGGUGAUCAAUCUGAUGUUGGAGAAAUACAAGGUCGAAAGUCGAGCGGAGAACUUUGCCCUGUUCGUGAUCAAAGAUAACGGGGAACAGAAGAAGCUGAGGGAUGACGAUUUUCCAUUGGUGACGCGGAUCAUUCUGGGCCCUCACGAGGAUAUCGCGAAGCUGUUUAUCAUGGAUGGACAGCAGACACCGGAGAUAAGCAGCGAAGUGGCCCAGUUUCUGAACCUUUCGAUCCCGGAGUGCCGUGCCAUACUGGAACGCUACCACGAGGAGGAACAGCGGGAACUGCUUCGGAUAAGGACAAAAUACGCUGAGCUCCGUCGAAGGAUAGUUCAGCGAAUGGAAUCGCUGAAGGUGAGACUGUAAAUCAAAACGGAAAUCCGGUGGCGUGUGUCGAACUCAGAACAAGUAGAAGGGAUAAGGGGAAAUUUCGUUUAAUUUUAGGCCAAUAUGUGUUGGACGACUCGAAUCGUGGUCAUUAAAGUCACAGUAAUAUGAUUAAUAUUAAUUUUAGAAAAAAAAAACGCUAAGGGAGAGUCAACCAGCGAAGAAAAGGAAACGGGGAAUCAGCACAUCUCCAGAAUCUAAUCAAAUAAUUUAUUGGAGGAGCUUUAGGCGUAUGAUGAAAAGAAUAAUCAAUUAUUUAACCAAACGCAAUCAGCCGUGUAACACUAACCGUAAUAUAUAUAUUUACCAUUUAUAUUUUAUUUUUACUUCGUAAUAAUUUCCUUAUAGGACAAAGUUUCUAGUUUUGAUCGGGAUCAGUUGUAGCGAUCGGUGUUUUUUUUGUCAAAACGCAUUUUCGUUUUUUUUUUCGAAAUGUAAGAAAACAGCCAUUUUUAGAGCAUUUUUCACUAGAUUUUUCCUCCGAUUUUUCCACGGAAAUGCUGCCUUACCAUGGCCAAAUAUUAUUAUCUAUAUAAAAUUGGAAAAUCAUUGUCGAAGUUGUAUUAUAGGAAAUACGUAAAAUUUGUUGUUAAUUCAAUUUCAACGAUUCAUAUCACUUCAUUUUUUUUAGCAACAAAUUCUCAAUUGUCAGAAACCAGGAAACCGGUGUUAAGUCACAUUUCAAAUAAAUUAUUGUCGCUGGUCUGCCUCAAGAAAGCAAAGUAAAGAAAAAACACUACCACAAACAAAGUAAAACCAACAAUAAUGGGAUCUAUUAGUAAGUAAAUCUCGCACAAACUCGGAACAAAUCAACAAUAAACCGCAACGCUCAGUUCCCCGACUAGCUCAGAUAGGGUAAAAGCAACACAAGAAAAAAAAAGUAUAGCGAAACAAAUCAGUAUGUAGUCAUCUCCCAUUUUUUGCUACCGUACAUUGUUAAUCAAAUCGCAGCAAAAACUAAUUAAAUCAUAAUGAAGACGUUUAGCUUCCAGAAGACAGCCGAACAAUUGACUGAGAGAGGGCGAAAAAAAAGAAGGAAGGCAAAACGCUAGGUUGUUCAUAUUUAAAUCAAUUCGAUAACAGCAAAAAACAAGCAGAAUCUGCACACGAAACAGUGCCGCAAAAACUCAUGUUGAAUUUAAUCAAGGGAAAAAAAAAAGAAAUGAUAGAUUGCCUCUUUCUCUGCGUGCAGCUGCCGCCUGUGCUCGAGGAAGGUGAAAUGCAAAGGGAAGCGAACGAACCGAAAAUUAGCACUCAUAUACGUGGGGCGGAGCGGAAGCAUACGGCGUUGGAGGCGAACUGAAAGAAAGAGCAACAAUUUAGCUAUGAUAUAACUUUUGGUCGAAAAUAUAAAACACUAUCAAUUGCCGCGCAGUGA